CGGAAGAGGUGUGUUUUCUUCAACACACACUCACACAGACUGAAGUUUCCACUAAAUGGCGAAAACGCAGACGCGGCUGACUACAGGAGCCUAAAGACAGAAACAGAGUGGUUGAUGCCUCCAGGAUGGGGAACAGCAGCAGCGACAGAUCCGGCGGGGGUCAGGGUGAGAGGUCGUACAGGGAUGGACAGCAGGGAGGGAAAGAGGCUCGUCCCAACAUCCUGAUGGACAGCACAGAGGACGCCGAUCUUUUCCAGAGAGACGAUUCAAAGGCUCCGCAGGAAAUACAGGAGUUUCUGGCCUGGCAGCAGGACCUGGAGAGUGACAACAAGAGUCCAACUCAGGCCAGGCCAACUGUGUUCAGAUGGUCAGGGGCCGCCAAAGAAGUCUUCGUGUCCGGCUCCUUUAACAACUGGGCCACCAAGAUCCCACUCAACAGAAGUCAGAAGAACUUUGUGGCUAUAGUGGACCUGCCGGAGGGAGAGCACCAGUACAAGUUCUGUGUGGACGGUCAGUGGACUCUGGAUCCGACUGGGGCUGUGAUGACGUCUAAAACCGGAACAGUCAAUAACAUUAUCCAGGUGAAAACAACUGACUUUGAAGUCUUUGACGCCCUCAGAAUUGACUCGCAGGAUUCUGCAGAUAUCUCAGACUUGUCCAGUUCCCCACCCGGCCCCUACCAACAGGACGCGUAUGUGACCAAAUCAGAAGACAAGAUCAAACACCCUCCUAUCUUACCUCCCCACCUGCUGCAAGUGCUGCUCAACAAGGACACAGGUGUCUCUUGUGACCCGACGCUACUUCCGGAGCCUAACCAUGUGAUGCUUAAUCACCUGUACGCCCUCUCCAUCAAGGACGGGGUGAUGGUUCUCAGUGCAACACACCGAUACAAAAAGAAGUAUGUGACCACUCUUCUGUACAAGCCAAUAUAAUCCACACAGCCACGAUCCCGCCUCGUGUAUUGGAAUGAUAGUUUUUCUGUUGUUGUUCACAGCUGCUACUUGGACUGUUUUGUUUAAAGUGGAAACUAAAUGUCUUCCUGAUAUCAAUUUAAAACAUUUUUUUUUUUACCUAUGUUGUAAUCUCGUGUUUUGAAAAUGUGCAAAUUUUAGUCGCCACACAGAGAUGAUGUUUCAUGAUGACGCAUAACUAGAACUAAAGCUUCUUUCUUUAUGAUCAGUAAAACAAAAAAAAGGCUCAAAUGAGGUCUCUUAAUCCAUAUGUGUCAGUAGACGAUGUUGACGUUGGUUGUGUAAGAUGUAAAACUUAAAGUUAAGUUUUAGUUAAGUAAACUUUAAAAAAGUCAACCUCUGCUGCAGAAGCUCUCCCCGUGUGAGCAAACAGACAUGAGGGCACAAAGAGGGUGAAAUUCAACUGGAGGGCAACAUGAGUUUCACUGUCUUUAUUCUCUCUAUUAAACUCACGCCUUUGUACAAAAUCAA
This is a messenger RNA of Seriola dumerili (greater amberjack), 1442 nucleotides long. RefSeq names its product 5'-AMP-activated protein kinase subunit beta-1-like (gene prkab1b). The transcript is spliced from 8 exons. Gene Ontology annotation, molecular function: protein kinase binding. Gene Ontology annotation, cellular component: cytoplasm; nucleus; nucleotide-activated protein kinase complex. Bases 126 to 932 code for a protein of 268 amino acids. Lineage: Eukaryota; Metazoa; Chordata; Actinopteri; Carangiformes; Carangidae. The record is from RefSeq and is a predicted model, not a curated record. Gene Ontology annotation, biological process: signal transduction.